AGCAUUACAAGGGUGAGAGAGUUACUGAACAAGUGAGAGCUGAAAGUGGCAGAGACGAUAGAUUGCCGUGAAAUACACAUAACCUGAAUCUUGCGACUGUGUUCCCCAGAAAGACAUUAGAAUGGGCGACCAGACGACCACAAAGCUCGGCCAGUACCUAGUAUACUACCUCUUGACGACGCAAGUUCUUUGGACAGUGGGACUUCACCACCUUGUUCAAGCUGAAUCUACAACCGAUGAUACUGUGGAAGUGGACAGGGUACGGCGUGGUGUGAUGUGUGUGACUGGGUGUAGCUGUAACAGUGCCACAGCUACAGUCACCUGUAUAUGGUCAUCUUUGGACGCAAUGUCUAGCGUUCCCGUCGACACCCGCGCUCUGAGUUUCCGUGGCGGGAAACUGACGAAGGUUCCCAGGGGGCUGUUCGCCAACUUCGCGAGUCUGAGAACACUUCACCUGGACCAGAACAGGAUCAAAACGAUCGCCGAUGGGUCGUUUACUGGACUAUCCAACCUGAGGAGGCUGACACUGAGCAGGAACGCCCUCUGGGUGAUCCCACGAAACUCCUUCCGGGGGUUACAGCGCGUGUCUCGGCUGGACCUGAGCAAGAACAGGAUCUCCGUCCUGUCGUCUUACGUCUUCACGGGGCUGGCGUCACUCCAGACCCUGGACCUCCGCGACAACCCCGUUAGCUUCAUCACCGAGAACGCGUUCGCUGGUGUCACCGCCAUCACGCGGAUGUAUCUCAGGGGUUGCCGCGUCACCAACAUCGCCCACAUCACCAAACCACUCCGCACUCUCCUCUCCCUCCAAACUCUCCAAAUGCAGAAGUUUCCACUCUCUUAUCUUCCCUCCAAGGCGAUUCCGUAUCUUCCAAACCUGACUUCGGUAGAUCUUAGCUUCUGGAAGGGACUACGACGCGUUCACCCGUACGCGUUCAGCGGGUUGAAUCUUAAGACUUUGUCUCUGAAUGGUGGGUCUCUCACCGGCGUGCCUUCGCAAGCAAUCCUAAAAAUUCCUUCUUUGGUCAAUCUCAGUCUCUCUGGAAAUCCGAUCCGCUACAUCCAGCCCUACGAUUUCAACGGACUAAACAAGCUCCAGAAUCUUUAUCUUAAGAGUCUCAACAUCUUGGAUGUCCGAGAGAUGGGUUUCAUAGGAGUAGACAGCUUAAGGGUCUUAGAUUUAAGCGGUAAUCCUCAGCUACAGCCUUUAAGACGGAAGGUUUUUGGAAGUCUCAAGACAGUCGUUUCUUUAAAUAUCACUGGUACUACGUGGAAGUGUGAUUGUAACUUGAAGUGGUUUGCAUUGACACCGAACGUAAGUAUCAAGGCUAUAACAUGUAACAGUCCCCCUCUGUGGAGGAAUAAGAACUUGUUUACAUAUCUGAAGACUCGGGCGUACGAUAACCUUAUGACGUGUAGUGUACCGACCGUGGCCGUCAAGCCUUCGGCGCUAAACGCUUCUGUCGGCCGGGACGCCAAACUGUCUUGCUUCGUGUCAAGCGGCGCUGCGUCAACCGUCAACUGGAUUGCUCCCAACAAGAGGGUUAUUCUAUCCGGCUUACCUUGGGGACGUAUUAGCAUGAACCAAACCCUACGCUCCGUCGGGACGCUGACUAUCAAAAACGUUACCACCGCCGAUGCUGGGAAGUAUGUCUGUUUGGCAUACAAUGGCGGAGGGAAUAGAACAGCAACGGUAGAUCUAACAGUGGUCCCGGCUGUACCUACACCCCCACCAUAUCUCCUGAGAAUGAAACACGCAUACACCAGGGAGAAUUACAUUCUGUCUUGUCUCACAGGCUCUUUGCUGUUUAUGGGAGCUGUGUUCGGUUGUUAUUCUAUUAUAUUUCCCUGUAGUAGAAUGUGCCAGGCGGAAACGAUAGCGAUUAAGAUAGACAUGCCAGAGACGACACUGUCUCCUGAACAGACCGGUGGAAGGAAAGGUAAUGUCAGUGCAAACCUCAACAUACAAAGAAGUACGUUAUAGAAUGGAUCGUUUGUUA
Branchiostoma floridae (Florida lancelet) is the source of this 2000-nucleotide messenger RNA. RefSeq names its product leucine-rich repeat and immunoglobulin-like domain-containing nogo receptor-interacting protein 3. The record is from RefSeq and is a predicted model, not a curated record. Gene Ontology annotation, cellular component: extracellular matrix. Lineage: Eukaryota; Metazoa; Chordata; Leptocardii; Amphioxiformes; Branchiostomatidae. The transcript is spliced from 4 exons. The coding region runs from base 122 to 1984 and encodes 620 amino acids. Gene Ontology annotation, molecular function: protein binding.